This is a messenger RNA of Pyrenophora tritici-repentis Pt-1C-BFP, 2271 nucleotides long. RefSeq names its product BglX, Beta-glucosidase-related glycosidase. The record is from RefSeq and is a predicted model, not a curated record. Gene Ontology annotation, molecular function: xylan 1,4-beta-xylosidase activity; alpha-L-arabinofuranosidase activity. Gene Ontology annotation, biological process: arabinan catabolic process; xylan catabolic process. Gene Ontology annotation, cellular component: plant-type cell wall. Lineage: Eukaryota; Fungi; Ascomycota; Dothideomycetes; Pleosporales; Pleosporaceae.
AUGCAUCUCUUGGGUCUGGUGCUCUUCGGAGCAUCAUUGGUCCCCAGCGCCUACGCCAUUGGCCCUGACUGUGUGAAUGGUCCCUUGAAAUCCAACGCUAUCUGCGAUGUGACUGCUUCACCUGCGAAGCGGGCUGCAGCCCUGGUUGCAGCCAUGCAGACACAAGAGAAGCUUGACAACCUCGUAAGCAAGUCUAAAGGAGUUGCGCGACUUGGGCUCCCGGCUUACAACUGGUGGGGUGAAGCACUACACGGUGUGGCAGGGGCACCGGGAAUCAACUUCACUGGACCUUACCGCACUGCAACGUCUUUCCCAAUGCCUCUCCUCAUGUCAGCAGCGUUCGAUGACGAUUUGAUCCAUCAGAUCGCCAUCGUCAUCGGAAACGAGGCUCGAGCAUUUGGUAAUGGCGGCAUCGCCCCUGUGGACUUCUGGACUCCAGACAUCAACCCAUUCCGGGAUCCUCGCUGGGGUCGUGGUUCAGAGACGCCAGGAGAAGACAUCCUGCGAAUCAAAGGCUACACAAAGAGUCUGCUCUCUGGACUUGAAGGUGAUAAGGCGCAAAGGAAGAUCAUCGCCACGUGCAAACAUUACGUGGGCUACGACAUGGAGGACUGGAACGGCACUGAUCGCCACAGUUUCGAUGCCAAGAUUACUACACAAGAUCUUGCGGAGUACUUCAUGCCUCCUUUCCAACAGUGCGCACGAGACUCGAAAGUUGGCUCGUUCAUGUGCAGCUACAACGCGGUCAACGGUGUCCCCACAUGUGCCGAUACCUACGUUCUCGAAGACAUCCUGCGCAAGCAUUGGAACUGGACGGACAGCAACAACUACAUUACCAGUGACUGUGAGGCGGUGAAAGAUAUCUCCCUGAGGCACAAAUACGUAGCGACACUCCAAGAAGCUACGGCGAUUGCUUUCAACAACGGCAUGGAUCUCAGCUGCGAAUACAGUGGAUCGUCGGAUAUUCCUGGUGCUUUUAGUCAAGGCCUGCUGAACGUUUCAGUCAUUGACAGGGCUCUCACAAGACAGUACGAGGGACUGGUUCACGCCGGUUACUUUGACGGGGCUGCGGCAACAUAUGCUAACCUGGGCGUCCAGGAUAUCAACACACCAGAGGCUCAGAAACUUGUGUUGCAAGUCGCUGCCGAGGGACUUACGUUGCUUAAAAACGACGACACGCUUCCGUUAUCUCUUAAGAGUGGAUCGAAGGUAGCGAUGGUCGGCUUCUGGGCGAAUGACAGCUCUAAGCUUUCCGGUAUCUACAGCGGUCCAGCACCUUAUUUGCACAAUCCGGUGUAUGCUGGUAACAAGCUUGGUCUGGACAUGGCCGUGGCUACGGGACCAAUCCUCCAGAAAUCCGGAGCUGCAGACAACUGGACCACUAAGGCGCUCGAUGCGGCAAAGAAAUCAGACACCAUUCUCUACUUUGGUGGCUUGGAUCCCUCAGCUGCUGCAGAAGGUUCCGAUCGUACAGACAUCAGCUGGCCAAGCGCUCAAAUCGACCUCAUCACCAAGCUGGCUGCUCUUGGCAAACCGCUAGUUGUCAUCGCACUGGGUGACAUGGUCGACCACAUGCCAAUACUCAACAUGAAAGGAGUCAACUCGUUGAUCUGGGCGAACUGGCCCGGUCAGGACGGCGGAACAGCUGUCAUGCAGGUCAUCACCGGUGAACACGCGAUUGCUGGACGUCUACCAAUUACCCAGUACCCCGCCAAGUACACCCAAUUGUCCAUGUUGGACAUGAAUCUGCGCCCUGGUGGUAACAACCCCGGCCGAACCUACCGUUGGUACAACGAAUCCGUUCAGCCAUUUGGUUUUGGUCUGCACUACACCAAGUUUGCGGCCAAAUUCGGCAGUAAUUCAAGUCUCACCGUGAACAUUCAGGAUAUCAUGAAGUCCUGCACCAAAGAUCACCCAGACCUGUGCGAUGUGCCUCCGAUUGAGGUCGCGGUGACGAACAAGGGUAAUAGGACCUCUGACUUUAUCGCAUUGGCGUUCAUCAAGGGCGAGGUUGGGCCUAAGCCUUACCCUCUGAAGACAUUGGUAUCAUAUGCCAGAUUGAGAGAUAUUUCGGGUAGCCAGACUAAAACGGCAUCACUCGCGCUCACGCUUGGUACUUUGUCAAGGGUUGAUCAGUCGGGUAAUUUGGUUGCUUACCCGGGAGAGUAUACGCUGCUUCUUGAUGAGCCCACUCAGGCAGAGUUGAAGCUUACGAUUACGGGUGAAGAGACAGUCCUGGAUCAUUGGCCUCAGCCGCCAGCUUCCAAGUGA